Molecule: messenger RNA, 2345 nt
Organism: Leguminivora glycinivorella
Lineage: Eukaryota; Metazoa; Arthropoda; Insecta; Lepidoptera; Tortricidae
Product: zinc finger protein 875-like
Exons: 7
Coding region: 1-1272 (423 amino acids)
Biological process (GO): regulation of transcription by RNA polymerase II
Cellular component (GO): nucleus
Molecular function (GO): RNA polymerase II cis-regulatory region sequence-specific DNA binding; DNA-binding transcription factor activity, RNA polymerase II-specific
Source: RefSeq, a predicted model, not a curated record
AUGGAAAUAGAAGUUCUAGAUGCGCCUAAACCAUUGGACCCCAUAGACGGCAAGGAUAUAGUCAUAGCUAACACCGUGAUCAGGAAAGUCGAACCGGGCACCGAAGAACCUAAAAAAGAAACCUCGGACGAAGUUGACUUGACAUGGACUAAGACAAGCGGCCUUGACUUGACUUUCUAUUUUGUUUUUUCCAAUUUGCAGGCAGAAUACCUGGACGAUGAUUUCUUCCAAGAUGAUGAUAAUGAUGUUGAUGAUGAUUAUGUGCCACCUAAAGAAAAACAGAAAACUAAAUUCAAGAAACCAAAGUUGUCUGACAUCAAAGUAUUCAAGGAAAAGAAAAAAACUGUUGUUAGAAAACUGAAAGUAUUAUCCAAGUCGGACAGCUUUGAAAGCUUGAGCUCUAGUGAUGAUGGCAAAGGCAAGACAGCUACAACAAUAACAUGCUAUCCCAUAAUGAAGAACGGCUCCCGCGGACCACCGAUUCUCCUGAAGCGGCCAAAAGACGCGACCAUCCUCAAGGUCCACCCCAACUACAAGCCCAGGGCAGAAGGCACGCGUAUCCUUCGGCGCGAAAAGCCUGUCCGCAUGGUGCGCUCGGCCAAACCCAUCGUCAAACAGAGGGAGAAGAUGGUGUGUCCGGUCUGUGGCAUACUUACAUACACACUUGGCAACCAUAUCGCUACACAUCAAGAGAAAAAACGUUAUUCCUGCAGUCAAUGCACACGAUCGUUCGCGCAGAAGGCGAACCUGCAUGUACACAUGAAGCAGCACACGGGCGUCAAGGACCACAUCUGCGAAGUCUGCGGCGCCGGCUUCUACAGCCAGAAGUCGCUAGUCAGGCAUAAUCUAAUCCACAAAGGCGAGAGGCCGUACCCGUGCACGCUGUGUAAUAAGCGAUUCAUCGCACGUUGCGAUCUGAACCGGCACUUACGCAUUCACUCUGGCUACAAACCGUUCAAGUGCGCCACAUGCACCAUGUCCUUCAACGCCAAACACCAACUGCAGAACCACGAGCGUAUGCACACGGGCGAAAGACCGUACUCUUGCCAAGUAUGCAACGUGUGCUUCAGCUACAAAGUGAACCUGAACAACCACGUAUACAAGGUGCACGGCAUCAACCUGAAGUUCAAGUCCAUCCACGUGGUGACCGAGGAGAUCCUGCGCCGCGAGAUGGGGCUGGCGGGCGAGGCGCGCGCCGCCAUCGCGCACAUCCUGCCCAAUCUGGACCAGUCGCAGGAACAACCGCAGGUCGACUAUGCGAUCGCACACUAAGCUACUUACAGACUUUGGAGAAAGGACUGGGAAAACGAGAGAAUUUUGAGAUAUUGACUUUUAAAUAUCAAAGUGUUCUUGCGAUCGCAAUUAAGUAAUGCGUAAUACAUUGCCGCAAAACUUUUAUUAGACCAGUCACUGGAGCAGGUGCAGGUCGAUUAGACAGUCGCACAGUAUAUGUAAGCGACAAUAAUACAGUUUCGAGAAAGGAGACACAUUUUGAGAUGUCCACUUAAUACUCAAAACUAAUCAAAGGGUCGCAAUUAAUUUGUAUAUGUACAAAACUUGUAUUAGACCAGUUGCUUGAACAGAUGCAGGUCGAUUGAUUACGAAGUGGCACACUAAGCGACAAUUACAGGGUCGAGACAGGACAUUUUGAAAUAUUGACUAAUAUCAAAGGGUCCUUGCGAGCACAAUAAGUUCGUAAUACAUUGCCGCUAAGCUAGAACACCUAGUGUUGAGAAAACACUAAGGCAACUUUCUUCACUGGCUCAAUGGCCCAAUAAGAAUCUUAACCGGUACAAGAGAUCGUCAUUCUCCCCACUGGGACGUUUUGAGAUAUUGACUUCGUACAAAUAUCAAAAUGUUCUUGCAAUCACAAAUUAAUGCAUAAUAAUACCUACGGUUACUUUUUUGUACAAAUGCCAAACCAUUAAAGAAAGAUUGACCAUGCACUAAUAUACAGACAUAGCUAAGACCCCUCAAUAAUAAUAGAGACCAUGGAAUUUGAGUAUGCAGGGAGUUAUAGUGCAAUUUUGUUGAACUCUUUGUUUUUACUGGUUAAUUUAGAUUUUACAUAUCAUGUUUUUUUUUCGAAUCACAGACUGCGUGUUGCGAUGUUGUAUUAUAUCGCCAAUAUUAGAAGGAAUCCAUCUUGCAACAGAUCAGACGAUUUGGAAUUUUUGUCCUACAUAUUAAUGCCUAGGUCAUGAUCGCCCCAAAAUAUUUGCUCAGCGAGUGGUUCCGAUGGCCUGUUGGCAAAGAAGCUGAAAUUUGUUCAGCGGUAGCAUUAAGUUGUGUAUGUAAUAAUAAUAAUGAAGAAGCGAGUAUUAAAGUUUAUUGUAAUUUUUAAA